Molecule: messenger RNA, 1556 nt
Organism: Phyllopteryx taeniolatus (common seadragon)
Lineage: Eukaryota; Metazoa; Chordata; Actinopteri; Syngnathiformes; Syngnathidae
Product: hyaluronan and proteoglycan link protein 3-like
Exons: 6
Coding region: 251-1339 (362 amino acids)
Biological process (GO): cell adhesion
Molecular function (GO): hyaluronic acid binding
Source: RefSeq, a predicted model, not a curated record
ACUAUGUUCUUACAAUUGAAAAGUACAUGACUUUUUCUCAGGAGAAACAAAGCAGCGGAAAGAUUGAUUUGAAAAAACGAGGAAAAAUGAAUAGCUGUCAUUAUUGAACUGCAAAGUAUCUUUGCAUAGAAGAGUGGAGAUGUGUGCUCCUGUCACAAACUGACUGGGUGACAAGCAACUUUUCUCUUGCAGCUUGAACGAAGGAGCCUUCAGCGCUAUCUCUUGCCCUGGUGGUUGGAGUCAGGACACCAUGUUUUGCCUCCAGGUGCUGGUGCUAUGGUGCCUCCAGCUGAUGCUUCCAAAAUGGACUCUGGCCGCACCAACGAUCCCAAACUCCUUCUUCUACCAACAAUACCUCAAUGGGAAGGUCAACAAAUCCAGUUAUUACAAUAAUGUCAACCUCCAUGUGGACUCUGCUUUGUCGUCCGUGUUUGCACUCCGGGGGGGAAAUGCAACACUGCCAUGCAGGUUUUGGUACAAGCCUGAGCUCAACUCUCCCAGGGAGGUGCGAAUUAAGUGGUCCUGGUUUCCUGUCGCUGGGGGACCCCAGACAGACGUGCUGGCGGCUGUGGGAUCCCGCAGUCGAACUUUUAGAAAAUUCAGAGGACGUGUGCGGCUCAGGCUGGACUUUGCAGACGACGUUUCACUCGAGAUGACUGAACUCCGACUGAACGACACAGGCCGUUAUGUCUGUGAAGUGGUGGAUGGACUGGAGGACAAGAGAACUACAGUGGAUCUUGAGUUGAGAGGUGUAGUGUUUCCAUACCAGCAUCCUCUUGGACGUUACUACUUGAGUUUUCUGGAGGCUCAACAGGUGUGUGAGCAGCAGGACGCCACACUGGCCACUUUCAGUCAGCUCUUUCAUUCCUGGGAGGACGGACUGAACUGGUGCAAUGCAGGCUGGCUGGCCGAUGGGACAGUCCAUUACCCCAUCUCCCAGCCCAGAGCACCUUGCGGAGGCCCCGGGCUUGCCCCAGGCAUUCGGAACUAUGGCAGGCGCCAGCUGACCCACCAUCGCUAUGACGCCUUCUGCUUUUCCUCUUCGAUGCGAGGGCAAGUCUACUAUUUUCAACCUUCCCACAAAAUGAACCUGACCGAGGCUCGACAGGCCUGUGAGGAAGACAGAGCACAGAUCGCUAAAGUUGGACAGCUCUAUGCUGCAUGGAAAUUCAAAGGAUUGGACCACUGCAAUGCCGGCUGGUUGGCUGAUGGAAGUGUUCGCUAUCCCAUCACAAGGCCGCGAAGAAACUGCGGUCCUUCUGAGCCGGGAGUGCGCAGCUUCGGUUUCCCUCCUCCGCAGGAAAAGUAUGGAGUUUUCUGCUACAAAGCAGAGGAGUGAUGUAUAGUAGAAGCAACUACAGUACACUCUUCUUAUGGCUUGGAAACAUUUUAAUUUUCAUCAUUUUUCAUAAGUUCUCAGCUUUAUUCAUUUGGUAUGUUACAAAUGUACUAUAACACGUUCCUCCUAGUGUAGUUGACUUUAAAAGAGUCUUUGUUAUAAGUGUGUAAUUGAUGCAAGAGCUGGAAUUUGCAAUAAAUGAAAUUAUUAUAAAGCA